Molecule: messenger RNA, 272 nt
Organism: Prorocentrum cordatum
Lineage: Eukaryota; Dinophyceae; Prorocentrales; Prorocentraceae
Source: the annotation of a GenBank genome assembly
GUGUGCAUGACGCUCCUGGAGUUCAAGGCAAAUCCGCUGGAAUUGGACACUGAGGGCGUGACACCAGUCCACUACGCCUCCUGCUCCGAGGCGUGCUGGCCGGUGUUUGCCGCGGCGGGGUGCGAGCGCGUGUCCAAGCCCGAGCUGGUGAGCAAGGGGGUCCUGCGGAAGGCCAGCUCCGCGCUGGAGGCGCAGCUGGCGCUCGAGGCCCAGCAGGCGCGGGAGAUGAACGAGGAGCCCGGCAGACGAGGACUCGUCCAGGAGUACACGAG